AUGGCCCAUAACACGAACCCUGGAAACUUUGCCAACCGUCCCCACGAGGAGGUCGAGAAUAUUGCUCGGAAGGGCGGCCACUCCAGCCACUCUGGCGGGUUUGCAAACAUGGAUCCUGCAAAGCAGCGAGAAAUCGCCUCUCACGGCGGCCAACGCUCCGGUGGUAGCUUUCAGCCGGACGAUUCCCGUACACGUGAAGCCGGCCGGAAAGGGGGAAGAUCUCGACAUGCAAGUCCAGAAGAAUAG
Molecule: messenger RNA, 246 nt
Organism: Penicillium chermesinum
Lineage: Eukaryota; Fungi; Ascomycota; Eurotiomycetes; Eurotiales; Aspergillaceae
Product: con-10 family general stress protein
Exons: 2
Coding region: 1-246 (81 amino acids)
Source: RefSeq, a predicted model, not a curated record